This is a messenger RNA of Westerdykella ornata, 1191 nucleotides long. RefSeq lists its product as uncharacterized. The coding region runs from base 48 to 1142 and encodes 364 amino acids. The record is from RefSeq and is a predicted model, not a curated record. The transcript has a single exon. NCBI's taxonomy places the organism in Eukaryota, Fungi, Ascomycota, Dothideomycetes, Pleosporales, Sporormiaceae.
CCUCGAACUUCAACCUAACCUCACCUCACCACAUCACCCACCCCCAGAUGGGUAACUUCUUCACUCGAUACGAUGCAAAAGUGCACUCCUGCACACCUAAUGGGCCGCCUGCACCUUACCGAUCAGCCCCCGGUCCAGGCUUCAGAUUCAGAUACAACGUCCCUCGCAAGGAGCUCCACUGUUCCAGCGACGACCCAAGCUCUCAGCGCAAGAUCCCACAUCAAGCACCAAAAAGCCAUGCCGCAGAUCCAUCCAAAGCCAGCUUCCUCGACCUUCCUCCUGAACUCAGAAAUAGAAUCUACGCGCAGCUCUUCAUCCUCCCAGACAACUACAUCCGUCUCACGCGGGAGAACCGUACCAACGUGCCAAGCCUCACCCUCCUGCGCACGUGCAAGCAGAUCCACGAUGAAGCCGCGAGUGUGUUCUAUGCCGGAAAUUCGUUUUAUGUCGCGGUGGAGCGUUUCUUAGUGUUGCAUUCGUAUAGAAUGGACUCACAACCCGAGAUCGAUUCUCAGGGUGGGACUGAUGUUCACCCCAAGGUCGAACCUGAUAAUCCGUCUCAAUCUGAUACCGCAGUAUGGCAGUAUAAGUGGGAGUAUCGCAAGUCACCCGUCUUCAAGGAGCCGCUUGCGAAAGCACAGCGCUGCGGGUUGGAUUCAGUGAACGGGGGUAUUCAGAUUGCAAAUGACUUUGCGACACGGCAACUCAUCGAGGACCUCAACGUGCCGGCAUUGCGUUACCAUCGAUGGCUGACGAGGCUAACGAUCGACCUGAUGCUUUGCAUUCAAGUCAAAGCGCCAGCAGUGGAUGAAUAUACCUUUGUCCCCGCAUAUCUACGAGAGUAUCAUCCUAAACGCGCCGAGAUGGACGCUAUAGAAGACGGCCUAUGCGCCAAGGAGGUCGACAUGCAGGAACAGCUCAGCACUCUGUUCUGCCAGAUGUUCGAAAACAUGCGGGGGGAAUGGACCGGAAAGGACACAGGCUGGGACGGAAGGACCAUCAUCGACGCAGAUAUGAUACAGGGGUUGCAUCAUGCGGCCACCAAUCGUGCCAUGCGAGUUAUGGUCAGUUUCGCGGAAAGAGAGGAGCAGGAGCGCAUGACGAAGGGGUAUUGGAAAAAUUUUGUUGCCGAGCUAGGUUAAUGGAAAUGUUCACAUGAGUUUAUGACGGAUUUGACGAGAGAUCUCUGGG